AAAUUUAAAGCUUGAUAUUUUUUAGCUAGCCUUUAAUUUUCCUAACAUUUUUCACUGAAUCGUUGAAAGCCGUUUUAUUUAUCGAAAGGAAAAGUUCAAAUUGAUAAAAAUAAUUUAAUAUUUCUCGUUAACUGUUUGAAUACAUUUGAAUCUUAAACUUAAACCCCAUCUAGAGCUUGAAACCCAUUUUUUUAACAGAAUAAUCUUUCCUCAACACUUGAGCAAUAUCAGAUGAACUUGUCUCUACAAAAAAGUAAUAAUCGAACGUUGUGUAUGUAAUAGAAUAGUAAGGUACUCACAUCUACACGUGGUCGUCGAGGUCAAACUUGUGCUUUCCUUUCAUUCUUAUACAUUCGGCGGUACACACAGAUCAUAGGGCACGUUCCAUUCCAUGUUCCACAAUUUGAUACCGAAAACCUGUUUGGUCACAAGUUCCAUCAAAGCUGCAGCUACAACCUAUCGGUUCCAUUUGCUUCGAGGGAGAACACUUGCAACUCUCACUUCCGAAAUGAGUCUGGAGCAAGCGAAAAAGAUAGCCGCCUUCAAAGCAGUUGACGAAUACGUCCGGAAUAACACGGUUGUUGGAGUUGGCAGCGGGUCGACGGUUGUGUACGCCGUACAGCGGCUUGCGGAACGGGUUAGCAAGGAAGGUUUGAAGCUCGUUUGCAUCCCCACCAGCUUCCAGGCCAGGCAACUGAUCAUCGAGCACGGUCUGGUGCUCGGCGAUUUGGAACAGCAUCCGACUAUUGACUGUGCCAUCGAUGGGGCGGAUGAGGUGGACGCCAACAUGGUCCUCAUCAAGGGUGGUGGUGGGUGUUUGCUGCAGGAAAAAAUCGUAGCCUCAUGUGCAAAGCAACUUAUCGUUAUAGCCGAUUACACUAAGGAUUCCAAACUGCUUGGACAACAGUAUAAAAAGGGAGUCCCGAUUGAGGUUGUACCAAUGGCAUAUGUUCCAAUUAAAAACAAAAUCACUUCGACCUACGGAGGUAAAAUGGUUCUGCGAAUGGCUGUAGCUAAGGCUGGUCCCGUCGUAACGGACAAUGGUAACUUUAUACUCGAUUGGCAUUUCCCAACCUCUGAGGAUAUCAAUUGGGAUAUGGUCAAUCGGGAUAUCAUGAUGAUUCCGGGUGUCGUCGAAACCGGCCUAUUUGUAAAGAUGGCUACAAAAGCAUAUUUUGGACUGGCCGAUGGAUCGGUCAUCGAAAGAAGUGCCUAAACUUGCAGAAACGUAGCAUCUCACUCACAAAAUUUAUUCCAUUUGCUACUAGUAAUCGAUGUUUUUUUUAUUAAGUUUAAGUCUAACAAAUAAAUAAACAAAAAUAAUUAAAAACAA
This is a messenger RNA of Uranotaenia lowii, 1333 nucleotides long. It is a transcript of the gene Rpi, whose product is annotated as ribose-5-phosphate isomerase. The record is from RefSeq and is a predicted model, not a curated record. Bases 392 to 1216 code for a protein of 274 amino acids. Gene Ontology annotation, biological process: D-ribose metabolic process; pentose-phosphate shunt, non-oxidative branch. Gene Ontology annotation, molecular function: ribose-5-phosphate isomerase activity. The transcript has 2 exons. NCBI's taxonomy places the organism in Eukaryota, Metazoa, Arthropoda, Insecta, Diptera, Culicidae. Gene Ontology annotation, cellular component: intracellular membrane-bounded organelle.